Messenger RNA from Emericellopsis cladophorae, 1677 nucleotides. RefSeq lists its product as uncharacterized. The transcript is spliced from 2 exons. The record is from RefSeq and is a predicted model, not a curated record. Bases 1 to 1677 code for a protein of 558 amino acids. Gene Ontology annotation, molecular function: oxidoreductase activity, acting on paired donors, with incorporation or reduction of molecular oxygen; monooxygenase activity; heme binding. NCBI's taxonomy places the organism in Eukaryota, Fungi, Ascomycota, Sordariomycetes, Hypocreales, Bionectriaceae.
AUGACUAUGGUGCCUCUCUAUCUCCCCGGCUACACCACAGCGUGCCUCGUGGCAGCACUGCCGGCCCUACUCUAUGCCCUCCACCGAUUCCUCCUCCCGAGUCCGUUCCCCAACAUCCCUUAUGACAAGGAUGGCGCGCGCAGUCUCUUUGGCGACCUCCCCGCCAUGCUCCGCAAGGGAGGCCAGGCACCGCUCGACUGGCUCAUCACCCGCGCCUACGCCAGCGGCGCCGGACCCCUGAGCCAGGUCUUCCUUGUGCCCUUUGGCAGGCCCGUGCUGCUGCUGAUGGACUUCCACGAGAGCAGCGACGUCAUGAUGCGCAGGAAAGAGUGGGAUCGGUCGGACUGGUCCAUUGACUUUCUCAAGGGCAUCCUCCCCAAACACCAAAUCAACCUCAAGACGGGCCCCGAGUGGAAGGCCCACCGACGUCUGUUGCAGGAUCUCAUGAGCCCGAGCUUUCUCUAUGACACGGCCGCGCCCAACUUGUACCGCAGCGUGGAGAAGCUGGUCGCCUUGUGGCAGUGCAAGGCGGACAUGGCCCAAGGCAAGCCGUUUGACGCGGCGGAAGACGUCUUCUUCACCGCGCUGGAUGGAGUGAUAGAGUUUGGAUACGGUGAGGGAUUCAGCCAUCGCAGCAUCGAUCCGCAGCUGUCGGCGCUGCGUGACAGCAAGACGGCCACUACCACCGUGUGCCAACCCGCAACGAGAGACGGACAAGCCGUGGUGGAAUUCCAGCAGGCGCCCGUGGACGACACUAUCAUGGCGCUCCUGCAUUCCGCGGAUGCAGUCAAAGAAGUUGGACAAUGGCCGUGGCCUCGCCUUGGUUGGUGGUGGUACUGGUCCAAGCCGUCCGCGCGCAGAGAGCGCGCUCUACGCCAGAGCCUCAACAAGCACCAGGUCGAGUUGGCGGUGCAGAGGAUGCAGGAGCAGAAAGACAAGAGCGGCAGUUUCCGCUCGGCGGUGGACUGCAUGAUGACUGGAUUCAUUAUCGCUGGCCACGACACCACGAGCACGACGAUAUCAUGGGGUCUGAAACUUCUGGCCGAUCACCCUGAAGCGCAAAGCCGCCUUCGCGAAGCACUGAGGGACGCACAUGCAUCUGCCGUUCAGGAGCGACGCGCGCCCACGCACAGCGAGAUAUCCAAGGCGAGCGUGCCCUUGCUGGAUGCGACAAUUGAGGAGAUUCUCCGUCUAGGCGGCACCACAACCUUCCUGGAGCGCCAGUGCAACAGCGACACGACCCUCCUCGGCCACCACGUUCCAAAGGGCACGUUGCUGAUCAUGGCCCAGCGUGGUCCUAGUAUCACCGCCCCGAGCCAGACAAAGAACGCCAGCAAAUCGUACGGCUCUGACCAAGCGGCGGGAGGUUCCUACCAAGUCCCCAACUGGAACGAAGAUGAUGUUGGCCUGUUCAAGCCAGAGAGGUGGCUGACCAAGGACGACAAGGGGGACAUGGUGUACGACAGCCAGGCCGGGCCGAUGCUUUCCUUUGGAGCAGGGUUGCGAGGCUGCUUCGGACGGCGACUGGCCUAUGUGCAGCUCAAGCUGCUCGUCACCAUGCUCGUGUGGCACUUUGAGUUCCUGGCGUGCCCAGAGGCGUUGUCGAGCUAUGCGCGGGUCGAGGGGCUGACGCAGAAGCCAGAGUACUGCUAUGUGAGGCUGCAGAGGGCGGUCUAA